ACCGUUUGUGCAAGGAAAGUUUGUUAUGUUAUGUGAGAGCCUUCUCUCAAUAAGGAAAUGUAGUUUAGAUUAACUUUCGUUAAAGUGUAUUAAAAGGUAUAGCUGAAGUGUGCCAAAUAAGGUCUGCUAAAAUAAGUUUUUCAACCAGUGUUUUAUCUCUUGGAGAGUUAAAGACUCUCACGUGGACAUUUAUUUUUUUCGAUAGGUUUCUUAAAACUGAAUGGAGAUGGGGCUGGGACACUAACUUAGGUGGGACAUGGGUAUCUGACGGUAACGCCGACACGUGUUUGAAUUAUCGUAGUUUAGGUUAAUUUAAGAAAUUUUCCAGAAUGACCUUAGAGGCCAUAAAAUACCAUAAGGGAGAACUAAAGAUUCUCGACCAAUUAUUAUUACCAUUAGAAUCUAGAUACAUACAAAUUAAUUGUGUUGAAGAUGGUUGGCAUGCCAUUCAUUCCAUGCAGGUGAGAGGGGCACCUGCGAUAGCAAUUGUGGGCUGCCUGAGCUUGGCAGUGGAGCUACAGCGGGAGUUGCCAGUGGAGAAGAAGCGGUUGAGGAGAGAGAUUGAGGGAAAACUCAAUUAUUUGGUAUCAGCUCGUCCCACAGCAGUCAACAUGAAGACAGCAGCAGAGUAUCUCAUCAGCCUUGUCAACCAGUUGGAUCAGGACGAGAGGAUUAACUCAGAUGAAAUGAAAGCCAAAUUCAUCGAGGCCAUUGAAGAGAUGCCAAAAAAAGAUCUUGCAGACAAUCAAGCGAUCGGGGAAGCAGGAGCAGACGCCAUAUUGGCACGGCAGGAGAACGAUGGACCAGUUCGGAUACUGACUCACUGCAACACCGGCUCCCUGGCCACUUCAGCCUAUGGAACAGCUCUGGGUAUCGUUCGCUCACUGUUUGCCCGCGACAAGAUAGAGCACGUGUACUGCACCGAGACACGACCCUACAACCAAGGCGCUCGUCUCACCGCGUACGAGCUGGUCCACGAGAAGAUUCCGUCGACGCUAAUCUGUGACAGCACCGUCGCUACAUUGAUGCGUACCCGGCGCAUCUCUGCCGUCGUCGUCGGUGCCGACAGGGUUGCUGCCAACGGGGAUACUGCCAAUAAAAUUGGCACCUACCAGAUAGCAGUGGUCGCUGCCCGUCACUCUGUGCCAUUGUACGUGGCAGCUCCGUUGACUACCAUUGACUUUAGCAUCGCUACUGGGAAACAGAUCAUCAUCGAGGAACGCCCUGAGAGAGAGAUGACUCACAUCAACAACAUCAGGAUAGCAGCCCCUGGAAUCGCCUGCUGGAACCCUGCGUUUGAUCUCACACCGGCUGAGCUCAUUACUGGAAUCGUAACAGAAAAAGGAGUGUUCCAACCCGGUGAGCUGCUGGACAAGCUCCACGGCCCUGUCGGCUAGGUUCCUGGCGUCCACUGCACGCACAAGCCUCUGUGAUCUACUCCUGCUCACUUUCUGAUAACACUCUCAGUACUGUGUGAAUAACUCGGGUACUCAGAGUGUUAGUACCAUUAGGAAAAGUAAAUAUAGUCCCUCAUUGUAAAAGAGGAAUACUAAGCUAAUUUAAUAUUAAGUAAUAUUCUUUAAGGAAGGAAAUGAAAUAGAUGUACUUAUUGCCUCCUAAACAGUUUGUCUUCUUAUGAAUUGUUUUCCAAACUUUGUGAGUUUUUAUGAUUAAUUUUUGCAUUUUGUCAACAGAGUUCAAAAGUUUGUUGACCGUUGUAUUAAUAUUAGUUCACUUUUGUCCAUGGAUUGUUACUGUAGUUGAAACUAAAUAAAGUAUUUUUCUUGUUUUGUUUGGAUCAAAUUAUAAAUUAAGUGUUAUGAAACAAACUGAUCUAUUACGAUUCGGAUGCAAUGGGUUUCCUGCUAGGGAUUCAGAAUAUGACUUAAUUUAGCUCAACAAUGAAAGGUCUAGUUUAGCUCGUGAAGUGAAGGUUUUCAUUUUCAUAGCUUAAUAUGCUAAUAGCAAACAGUGUAUAAUCCAAAGUUUGUUUUGGUUUACACAGUUUCAGUUAAGAUUUAAAUACCAGCCGAUAUCUUAAAUAGUAACAAUUUCUUUGUAAUAAUUAAUGUUAUGACAGUUGAUAGGAAAACAACAAGUCCCACCUUAGUAGAAAAUCGGUUUGGUUAUAUGAAACCUGUCCCAGCAUGUUACUGGCUAAAAGUCAAGUACACAAGAUAUAUUAUUACACUGCUGAUGGAUCACACAUUGAUCAUUGCAACUUCUUGCUCCCUAGUAUUGAGUUGUAUUAAUUCAAAUAUAAAGGAUGUCAUCAGAUUUGGAAAAAUAUCUUAUACCAGCAGAUCUAAGUAAUGUGGGAAACCAUGCUGUAUUAAUUGUGCGCAUUUACUCAAGAUGUACUCAAAUUUUAAAAUGUGUUUUAUCAUCACCAUAUCAUAUGCCUCAUUUGAGGCAUAAGUACAGAACCCCAAGUAUUGUAAAGACUAUUUGAAUUAUUACUGGAUUAGAAUACCUAAUCAUCUUUUCAAGAACCAUAUUACCUAAUUUUCAAAAUUUAGUUCUUUUAUAACAUAACUCAUUGUUCACAUUUCUCUCGUUUGAUCUGUGAUCAACUUGGCUGAAGUUUAUUGUCUUUUGAUCAAAGUUACUGUGUUUUUAUAAAUGUUAUUGGGAGACUGAGAAUGUUCAAGAGCUCAAAGACUUUUGGUAAAUAGAACUUGGAACACAAUUUGUAAAAAUAGUGAUACAAUUUUGAUCAUUUGUAACAAGUUUGAAGCAAACGUAAAGUGAACAAUAUGAACAAGUUGCUGUAUGGUUAAAGAAAAUCACCUACCAAUAGUUCAAAUUUGCUUUUGUAGGUAAGGGAUUUUUCUGGUUGUUAUUAAACUGAAGACCACAGUAGCUCUGAGCUGGAAUUUUAUAGAGUCCAAAUUAGUUCCGACCACUCAACUUAUCCUAUCGAACUUCAAUUAAAAUAAUUUUCAAGUGAAAGCUCAGACUCCGUAGGUCAGAACAGAAAUAUUCAAAAGACUUUCAAGUUCAUCACUGCCACUCAUUUAUGUUCCUUCUACAUGCUUAGUGAUCAGUGAGUUUCCUACCUGUCUAAUCCUGAUCUAGUCUUGCACAAGUACGUCUCUCGUAUUAUCCCCUUAAUUCCUCCUCCUGUUCUCUUUUCAAAGAAGGCCAGCCAUGUCUGUUAAACGUCCCAAGUACUAAUUAUUUAUAUCCUCCUUGCUUAGAUCUAGGAGUCUAGACCACACUUCAGCAUAUGGAGAGAUAAACAUUUUUAAUUGCCUGAGUCUUGAGGUCUUUCUCCAAGUCUCGGAUCUGAUUUUCUUAGGAAUGUACCAGAGCUUUUACUGUAGGACAAGGCUAAUCCUAAACCCGGAUCUGGUCCUACCAAAAGGCUUUCAGAGUCUAUUUAGGACAGAGUGUUUGCUGUUUCAUUCUCAGAAAUGCCUUUUUGACCGGCUCCCAACCGAAGACAACUUUUUCGAUCCAAAGGAGCAAACGUCGAGCACCAUUAAAGCGGCCUAAUUACCUUAUAUAGGUAUAAUAAUAAUAAUAACACAUUGUGCACCUUUAUAUAUCUUCUUUAUUAGUCGUCUGGGUCAUGUUUCAAUCACCAUGACUUCUGCUUGGAAAACUGUGGCAUAUUUUCCUAAUGGUAUCAUCAGUCUGGCUCCUAGCCAUUACACACCAAACCCUGCCCUGAAGUCCAUCUGUAAGCCAUCAGUGUAAAACUUCAGAACACGUUUAGUAGCGUAGGUUUAUGGAGUAUUUCUUCACCAUGCACUCGGGACACGUUAGGAGGAGUGUAUCCUAGUACCACUUCCAGUGCCAAUGUUGGAUGUAUUAGUGCCAUAUGUAAGACCAUAGUUUUAUAUCGUUGAGGCCUCCAGUUAAAGUGAUAUCUAGCACUCUUACUUAACCUUGUAAUAAUAGAGGAUUCCAAAUUAAACAUGAAUUCACGGAGUUCCUCACUUGUUUUGUUUAUGUUGGAGCUCCCUCAGUAGGUAUGAUAGACGUUGCCAUCACAACCGAGAAUCAGCGCCACUGCUGUUCCUCUGCAGUAUUCAGUAGGUAUGAUAGGCGUUGCCAUCACAACCGAGAAUCAGUGCCACUCCUCUUCCUCUGCAGUAUUCAGUAGGUAUGAUAGGCGUUGCCAUCACAACCGAGAAUCAGUGCCACUCCUCUUCCUCUGCAGUAUUCAGUAGGUAUGAUAGGCGUUGCCAUCACAACCGAGAAUCAGUGCCACUCCUCUUCCUCUGCAGUAUUCAGUAGGUAUGAUAGGCGUUGCCAUCACAACCGAGAAUCAGUGCCACUCCUCUUCCUCUGCAGUAUUCAGUAGGUAUGAUAGGCGUUGCCAUCACAACCGAGAAUCAGUGCCACUCCUCUUCCUCUGCAGUAUUCAGUAGGUAUGAUAGGCGUUGCCAUCACAACCGAGAAUCAGUGCCACUCCUCUUCCUCUGCAGUAUGCAGUAGGUAUGAUAGGCGUUGCCAUCACAACCGAGAAUCAGUGCCACUCCUCUUCCUCUGCAGUAUUCAGUAGGUAUGAUAGGCGUUUUCAUCACAACCGAGAAUCAGUGUCACUCAUCUUCCUCUGCAGUAUUCAGUAGGUAUGAUAGGCGUUGUCAUCACAACCGAGAAUCAGUGUCACUCAUCUUCCUCUGCAGUAUUCAGUAGAUAUGAUAGGCGUUGUCAUCACAACCGAGAAUCAGUGCCACUCCUCUUCCUCUGCAGUAUUCCACGAGUCUUUUCUCUUGCAUUUGGAACAAGUUGUAGAUGGUUUCGGGAAGUACAAUAAUGCAACGAUCACCUCUCUUCACCCUAACUUUUACUGCCACUGCCACCAAGUCUUUGGUUAUUAAUUCUGUAACAGAAAACUUAUUUCUUUAGAGAGAAAAACACAAGCUCUUGGGUUGUUUUCAACAGUUCAACCAUAAAUUAGGUUUCCAGCCUAAGUCGUUAGGCCAGUGAUUAGGUCAAUUUCUCGGCUUUUUGAGAUAUACCUCCUUCUCAGCUGUACUUUUUCAUGAUGGAGGCUUAUCUGUAUUAGGCUUGUUAUUUGAACACCUUUCCCUCAACUCCCGGACAUGAUCUACUCCUGUCGUUCUUCUUGGUUUGCUUGGCAACUGCUCCACCUUUUUCCAUUUAGCAGAAGCUGAUGGUCACUUUAACGUGGGCCCUUUCUAUAAGGAAAAGAGAAGAGAUGCGUUUUUUAUCUGCUGCUACAGCUUGGAAUAGAUCUUUGUUUUGGGUUUGUGAGGAACUUUUGAUUUGACUUCUACUUCCCCCACUUUUAUCCUCUCAGCACUAGCUUCUUUUGAAAACAACCCAGGCUUCUCUUUCCCUUCCUCCUCCUUCCUGGGAUCCGAUAACCUUUGAGAUUUCUUCCAAACUAUUAGCUGCAAGUUUGUUUGCAGUGGCACAGUCCAUUGCGAAGGUAAGAAGUACAAACUUCCCCUUAGAGGACAAAAAAGCCCUUAUUCUGUACCUUGAGAUACUUCAAAAUCUUCUCAUUUGAGACAUUUAUGCUGUUUGGAAGGUAGACAAUUGUGUAUCUUGACCUUAAAUAUCUCCCUUUUGGCACUGUCUUCUUUGCCCUAUACAAAGGCCUGAAACCUCCUGUUUACUUCUUAGCCAUUCUGCCGUUUGUUGAUUUUAUAGUAUAGAUCCCUUGUCUUCUGUUGAUACCUGUUAAGAGUGUUCUGUAUAGCUUCCAUCUGUUCUGGAGUGAGGAGGGUCUCAUGAAAACUCCCACCCUUACUCUUUCGGUUUCUUGUUUAUAAGAUAUUGUAAUGAGAAGCGCAGUGUGCUUCUUUUGUACCCAUCCCCAACGUCCUUCCUUUCUUGGCUUCGUUCAGAUGUCCCUCUGGAGUGGAUCCAUCUGAAAGAGAUCUCUUUGACCACCAAAGAGCUCUUUUCUUUGUUUUUUACCAUUAAGUCAUAAAUGUUGUGAUACAUGGGGUUAAUCAAGCACAAAUCGAUAAAUGGUGAUGAACUUGCAAAGUCUUAAUGAAAAAUUAUCAUACUUAUAAUACUUUUAAUAGAAAUUAUAUUUUCUGGUUAUUUUGGCAUUAAUCAAUUUAAACUUCAUAAUAAUGCAAGUAUCAUGUCAAAAUGUAAAUACUUUUUUGAGGCACUGCAUGGCACCCAAGUAUCAAAGGAUACAGGAUUUCGGACAUUUGCCAGUUUUGUAACGUGGAAUACACAAAGAACCUGAGGAAAACAAAAGUUAUCCUGAAGUUUUUAUCUUUGUAAUAUAUUUAUAUAAGUUUCAUUGUUAAAUGGACAGAAACAAAAUUGCUCUGUAUGGACCUACUAAUUUAAAAGUUGACUAAGCUAACUGAUUUGUUUAGGAGAAAGCAAGUAUUUCUCUUUAUGACAUAAAUUGCUCCAAUGAUGCUGAAACCAAGUAAUUUUGUAGAUAAACAUCGGCUCUGAGCUGUUCACUAAAUAUUCCUUAACAGCUGUCUCGUGUCAAUUAAAAGUGUAAAAUAUUGUUAUAGGCGUGUUUAAUCAAUCAUUUUAUCUAUAAUAGCUUGUAUUUGUAAUCAAAGCUUGAUUAUAUUUUAUAUAACAGAUAUAUAUUAUGUAUGACUUGUUAUAAACAGUACAUUAUUGUCUGUCAAACCAAAUAAAAAUGCUUUGUUUAAA
This is a messenger RNA of Homalodisca vitripennis (glassy-winged sharpshooter), 6621 nucleotides long. Its product is annotated as methylthioribose-1-phosphate isomerase. Gene Ontology annotation, molecular function: S-methyl-5-thioribose-1-phosphate isomerase activity. The record is from RefSeq and is a predicted model, not a curated record. NCBI's taxonomy places the organism in Eukaryota, Metazoa, Arthropoda, Insecta, Hemiptera, Cicadellidae. The transcript has 6 exons. Bases 330 to 1397 code for a protein of 355 amino acids.